Molecule: messenger RNA, 957 nt
Organism: Seminavis robusta
Lineage: Eukaryota; Bacillariophyta; Bacillariophyceae; Naviculales; Naviculaceae
Source: the annotation of a GenBank genome assembly
AUGCUAGUGCUUUCACCUAUGGAUGUGCAACAACGGGGGCUGAAAAUCAUGAAGGUUCAACGGCCAGAGAGGAAGAACCAAAAAUACCUACAAAGACAGUUCCGGAAGCACUUUGGAUCCUCACCCCUUGACUUGGCUGAACAGUGGCAUGAUCUUUGUCACUGGGAGCAGGAGAAAGACAAUUCAGAGUUGUACAAGCUUUGUGAGUGGGAAAAUGGCAAGCUGCCAAAGACAGCCAAAAUGGAGCAAGGCUUUCAAGGAUUUCUAGCUGCCCACUAUUGGUUGUGGACAAGGCCCAAGAAUGCAGUAAUGUUUGCUUCCCGUUUUGGAUGCUGUGAGAAGUAUGUACAAGGAAAGUAUUUGUGGAGAUGGAUUGGGCGAAUUGCAUCCUUGGAGAAAAAGAAGAUUGUUUGGGACGGAUCCCUGGAUGAAAAAGGCAUGGAGAUCUUUGCUGUUACGGCUGAUGGGGUUGAUUUCCCAAUUUGGGAACGGAAGGAUGCAAACCUCCCAAUGGACCCCAAAAACAUGUCCCACAAAUUCAGAGGUUGUGGAGCUAAGUACGUCAUUGUUUUGUCCACUCACCGAUCCAAAUGUGUUCACAUUGCUGGUCCAUUCCGAGGCGGAAAGGGUGAUAUUGACAUACUAAGAGAUACUGGCUUGAUGGACAAGUUGGAGAGGAAUAACAAAGUUUGUAUUGUGGAUAGAGGUUUCAAGACCAAGUAUGUGCAGGAGAAGAAAGUGCUUGCCUACCCUGACUACAUUGAUUCAUCGGAGCUCCACAACUUCAAAUCCCGUGCACGUUGUCGACAGGAAACCUUUAAUCGACGGUUGAAGCAUUUUGAGAGUCUCUCAAUCACUUUCAAGAAUGGUUUUGAAAAGCAGGGAAUUGCUGUCAGGGCUGUUGCUGUGACCGUCCAAUAUCAAAUGGACAAUGGCUCCCCCCUCUACGAUACCUAA